ACACGCACCGUGCCGCUGCUCACACACUGCCCAGCCACUUGGAAAAUUCCCUCAACGCGGAGGAUAUUUUACUACUGAGCAGCGGGACUGUCGGCUUAUGUGCAUCUUCUCAGGGCUGACUCGCUUGAAAUGCCCCAGUAGAGGACCCGAAGUUGUGAAGCUCAGCAGACAUCCAAGGCUGCAUUUUUCUCAGAAAUAAGGUGUAGCUGCAUCCUCCGCCCACGCCGCCUGCCAAGAUGGUGGUGCUGUCGCUGAAAAUCUGCGUUCGCCAGUGCAAUGUCGUGAAGACAAUGCAGUUUGAGCCCUCCACAGCAGUCUAUGAUGCCUGUAGGAUCAUCAGAGAGCGGGUCCCUGAGGCUCAAACUGGACAGGCUUCAGACUAUGGUCUGUUUCUGUCUGAUGAAGACCCCAGGAAAGGCAUCUGGCUGGAGUCUGGAAGGACACUGGACUACUACAUGCUUCGCAAUGGGGACAUCCUUGAAUACAAGAAGAAGCAGAAGCCCCAGAAAAUAAAAAUGUUGGACGGGGCCGUUAAAACCAUCAUGGUGGACGACUCCAAAACAGUGGGAGAACUGCUUGUGACUAUAUGCAGUAGAAUAGGCAUCACAAACUAUGAGGAAUACUCUCUGAUCCAAGAGACGGUGGAGGAGAAAAAGGAGGAUGGGAUGGGCACGCUGAAGAAAGACCGCACGCUGCUGCGAGACGAGAGAAAAAUGGAGAAGCUGAAAGCCAAACUACACACAGACGAUGACUUGAACUGGCUGGACCACAGCAGAACGUUCCGAGAGCAGGGCGUGGACGAGAACGAGACCCUUCUGCUCAGACGCAAGUUCUUCUACUCCGACCAGAACGUGGACUCCAGAGACCCUGUCCAACUCAAUCUGCUUUAUGUGCAGGCUCGAGAUGACAUCCUAAACGGUUCCCACCCCGUAUCAUUUGACAAGGCCUGCGAGUUCGGAGGCAUUCAGGCCCAGAUCCAGUUUGGACCUCACAUAGAGCACAAACAUAAACCUGGAUUCUUAGACCUGAAGGAGUUUCUACCCAAAGAAUACAUCAAGCAGAGAGGAGCUGAGAAAAAGAUAUUCCAGGAACACAAAAACUGUGGAGAAAUGACAGAGAUCGAAGCAAAAGUGAAAUAUGUCAAACUGGCCAGGUCUCUGCGGACAUAUGGAGUCUCCUUCUUCCUGGUCAAGGAAAAGAUGAAGAGUAAGAACAAGCUGGUGCCUCGGCUCCUGGGCAUCACCAAAGAGUCCGUGAUGAGGGUGGAGGAGAAGACCAAAGAUGUGGUUCAGGAGUGGCCACUUACCACUGUGAAGAGGUGGGCAGCGUCACCCAAGAGCUUCACCCUGGACUUCGGGGAGUACCAGGAGAGCUAUUACUCAGUGCAGACCACUGAAGGGGAACAGAUCUCUCAGCUCAUUGCCGGUUACAUCGACAUCAUCCUCAAAAAGAAGCAAAGCAAGGACCGCUUUGGAUUAGAAGGGGAUGAGGAGUCAACCAUGCUUGAGGAAUCCGUAUCCCCAAAAAAGUCUACCAUCCUUCAGCAGCAGUUUAAUCGUGUGGGCCGGGUGGAGCACGGCUCAGUGGCGCUGCCAGGGGUGAUACGCUCCGGCUCCAUUGGCACAGAGUCGCUCAGCAUGGGCACCAUGCCAUCUGCUCAACAGCAGAUCACAAUGGGUCAGAUGCACCGUGGACACAUGCCACCGCUUAGUUCAGCCCAGCAGGCUCUGAUGGGAACCAUCAACACCAGUAUGCAAGCUGUGCAAAAGGCCCAGAUUGACCUAGGGGAAGUUGACAACCUGCCACCACUGGGACAAGACAUGGCAUCCAAGGUGUGGAUCCAGAACAAAAUGGAUGAGUCAAAACAUGAGAUUCACUCCCAGGUCGACGCUAUCACUGCAGGAACAGCCUCUGUUGUCAACCUCACAGCUGGCGAUCCGACUGACACAGACUACACCGCCGUGGGCUGCGCCAUCACAACCAUCUCCUCCAACCUGACAGAAAUGUCAAAGGGUGUGAAGCUGCUAGCUGCUCUGAUGGAGGACGACAUUGGCGGGGGUAAUGACCUGAUGAGGGCUGCCAGGACAUUAGCAGGGGCCGUGUCUGACCUGCUGAAGGCUGUGGAGCCAGCUUCUGGAGAGCCCAGACAGACUGUGCUGACAGCAGCAGGCAGCAUCGGCCAGGCCAGUGGAGACCUCCUGCGCCAGAUUGGAGAGAGCGAGGCAGAUGAAAGGUUCCAGGACAUCUUGAUGAAUCUGGCCAAAGCUGUGGCCAAUGCUGCAGCCAUGUUGGUGCUGAAGGCCAAGAACGUGGCCCAGGUUGCAGAGGACACCGUGCUUCAAAACCGGGUCAUUGCUGCUGCUACCCAGUGUGCCCUGUCCACCUCCCAGCUGGUGGCGUGUGCCAAGGUGGUGAGUCCCACUAUCAGUUCACCGGUUUGCCAGGAGCAGUUAAUCGAAGCUGGAAAGCUGGUGGACCGCUCGGUGGAAAGCUGUGUUCAGGCCUGCCUCUCAGCCACAGAAGAUGGCGAGCUUCUCAAACAGGUGAGCGCAGCAGCCAGCGUCGUGAGUCAGGCUCUGGGAGAUCUCCUGCAGCAUGUACGACAGUACACCUCAAGAGGAGAGCCUAUCGGGCGCUAUGACCAGGCCACAGACACCAUCAUGUCGGUCACUGAGAAUAUCUUCAGCUCCAUGGGAGAUGCAGGAGAGAUGGUUCGUCAGGCUCGGGUGCUGGCUCAGGCCACCUCCGACCUGGUGAAUGCAAUGAGGUCUGACGCUGAGGCCGAGGUGGACGUUGACAACUCUAAGAAGUUGCUUGCAGCUGCCAAAUUACUGGCUGAUGCUACGGCAAGGAUGGUGGAGGCAGCAAAGGGCGCGGCGGCGUACCCAGAGAACGAGGACCAGCAGCAAAGACUGAGGGAGGCUGCGGAGGGGCUACGUGUGGCCACCAAUGCUGCUGCUCAGAAUGCCAUUAAGAAGAAACUGAUUAACAGACUGGAGAAUGCCGCCAAGCAAGCUGCUGCCGCGGCCACGCAGACCAUCGCAGCUGCUCAAAAUGCCGCCACCUCCAACAAGAACACUGCCGUUCACCAGCAGCUGGUGCAGAGCUGUAAGGCAGUGGCAGACCACAUCCCACAACUUGUCCAGGGGGUGCGUGGCAGUCAGGCCAAACCAGAGGACCUCAGUGCACAACUAGGACUCAUCAUUGCCAGCCAGAACUUCUUACAGCCUGGUAGUAAGAUGGUGACCUCGGCCAAGUCAUCUGUUCCCACGGUGACGGAUCAGGCUGCAGCCAUGCAACUGGGUCAGUGUGCCAAGAACCUGGCCACGUGCCUGGCUGAGCUGAGGACGUCUGCACAGAAGGCCCAUGAAGCCUGCGGCCCUAUGGAGAUCGACUCCGCGCUCACUGCCAUUCAGACCCUGAGAAAUGAGCUGCAAGAUGCUAUGCUGGCUGCUGUUAAUGACCAACUGAAACCACUACCAGGAGAAUCAUUGGAGAAGUGUGCUCAGGAUCUGGGCAGCACCUCAAAGUCAGUGGGAUCCUCCAUGGCUCAGCUGCUCACCUGUGCUGCACAAGGAAAUGAACACUACACAGGAAUAGCAGCCAGGGAGACAGCUCAGGCCCUGAGAACAUUGGCCCAGGCGGCUCGCGGCGUCGCUGCCUCCACCAAAGACCCCAAGGCUGCGGCGGCCAUGCUGGACUCGGCUCGGGACGUUAUGGAGGGCUCGGCGCUUCUCAUUCAUGAAGCCAAGCAGGCACUGAUUUCCCCCGGAGACGCCGAGAGUCAGCAGAGGCUGGCGCAGGUGGCCAAGGCUGUGUCUCAUUCCCUCAAUAGCUGCGUCAAUUGUCUGCCAGGCCAGAAGGAUGUGGACAUGGCUCUCAAAAGCAUCGCGGAGGCCAGCAAGAAGCUGCUGAUUGAAAUGAUCCCUCCAGGCUCUAAGUCCUUUCAGGAGGCCCAGAGCGAGCUGAACCAAACGGCAGCAGACCUGAACCAGUCAGCAGGCGAGGUGGUCCAUGCGUCCAGAGGCUCCAGCAGCCAGCUAGCGUUGGCCUCUGGAAAGUUUAGUGAAGACUUUGAUGAGUUCCUGGAUGCUGGUAUAGAGAUGGCUGGGCACACUCAGAAAAAGGACGACCAGGUGCAGGUGAUUGGUAACCUGAAGAACAUCUCCAUGGCUUCCAGUAAGCUAUUGCUGGCAGCUAAGAGUCUGUCUGUAGACCCGGCAGCAGCAAAUGCCAAGAACCUGCUAGCUGCUGCUGCAAGAUCAGUGACUGACAGCAUUAAUCAGCUGAUCACGCUGUGUACACAGCAGGCUCCUGGCCAGAAUGAGUGUGACAACGCCCUGAGAGAACUGGAGGCUGUCAGAGGAAUGCUGGACAAUCCCAGCGAGCCGGUCAGCGACCUCUCCUACUUUGACUGCAUUGAGAGUGUAAUGGAGAACUCCAAGGUCCUGGGAGAGUCUAUGGCAGGUAUUUCUCAGAACUGCAAGACUGGAGAUGUGCCGUCUUUUGGAAACUGUGUAGGAUCAGCCUCAAAAGCUCUGUGUGGCCUCACUGAAGCUGCGGUACAGGCCUCCUUCCUGGUGGGUGUGUCUGAUCCCAACAGUCAGGCCGGGCACCAGGGGUUGGUGGAUCCCAUCCAGUUUGCCAAAGCCAACCAGGCAAUCCAGAUGGCCUGUCAGAAUCUUGUAGACCCAGACAGUAGUCCCUCCCAGGUGCUUUCUGCAGCCACCAUUGUCGCAAAGCACACCUCGGCACUGUGCAACGCCUGCCGUCUGGCUUCCUCCAAGACAACCAACCCAGUUGCCAAGAGGCACUUUGUCCAGUCUGCCAAGGAGGUGGCCAACAGCACCGCCAACUUGGUCAAAACCAUCAAGGCUUUAGAUGGUGAUUUCUCGGAUGAAAACAGGAGCAAGUGUCGAGUCGCCACAGCUCCGCUAAUCGAGGCUGUUGAAAACCUGACAACAUUUGCUUCCAACCCAGAGUUUGCCAGCCUCCCAGCUAAAAUCAGCAAUGAGGGCUUUGCGGCCCAGGAGCCCAUCCUCCAAUCAGCACGCUCCAUGCUUGACAGCUCCACUUACUUGCUCAAGACUGCACGCUCAUUGGUUAUCAAUCCCAAAGACCCGCCCACCUGGUCUGUUCUGGCUGGUCACUCUCGCACUGUGUCAGACUCCAUUAAGAGUCUCAUCACAGCCAUCCGGGACAAGGCCCCAGGCCAGCGGGAGUGCGACUCAUCAAUUGAUAACAUCAACAAAUGUAUCCGGGACCUUGAACAGGCCUCUCUGGCAGCAGUCAGCCAGAACUUAGCCAGCAGGGACGAUAUCUCACUGGAGGCACUACAAGAGCAGCUGACAUCCACUGUGCAGGAAAUUGGCCACUUAAUUGACCCUGUUUCCACCGCUGCCAGAGGCGAAGCUUCCCAACUAGGACAUAAGGUGACCCAGUUGGCCCGUUACUUUGAGCCGUUGAUUAAGGCCUCUGUGGGUGUAACUUCCAAGCUGAGGGAUCACCAGCAACAGAUGACUUUCAUGGACCAAACUAAGACGCUGGCUGAGUCUGCCUUGCAGAUGCUUUAUGCUGCCAAGGAGGGUGGAGGAAACCCAAAGGCAUCCCAUACCCAUGAUGCCAUAGCAGAGGCAGCCCAGCUCAUGAAGGAAGCUGUUGAUGAUGUCAUGCUGACACUGAAUGAGGCUGCGAGUGAAGUGGGAAUGGUGGGAGGAAUGGUGGAGUCCAUCGCAGAGGCCAUGGCCAAGCUGGAUGAAGGUACACCGCCUCAACCUGAGGGUUCCUUUGUAGAUUACCAGACCAGUAUGGUGAAACACUCUAAGGCUAUUGCUGUCACUGCUCAGGAAAUGAUGACCAAAUCAGUGACAUGUCCAGAUGAGCUGGGGGGCCUGGCCUCUCAGGUCACUGUGGACUACAGCCAGCUGGCCGUUCAGGGACGACUGGCUGCUUACACAGCUGAGCCAGAAGAGAUCGGUUUCCAGAUUAAGACCCGAGUGCAGGAGCUCGGACAUGGUUGCAUCUUCCUGGUCCAGAAGGCUGGAGCUCUGCAGAUAACUCCCUCUGACGGCUUCACCAAACGAGAGCUCAUUGAAUGUGCCCGUGCAGUCACGGAGAAGGUGUCCUUGGUGCUCUCAGCCCUCCAAGCAGGCAACAAGGGCACUCAGGCGUGCAUCACGGCAGCCAGCGCAGUGUCUGGCAUCAUUGCUGAUCUGGACACCACCAUCAUGUUUGCCUCGGCCGGCACACUCAAUGCGGAGAAUGACGAGUCCUUCGCUGACCACAGGGAAAAUAUUUUGAAGACGGCCAAAGCCUUGGUGGAAGACACAAAGAUGCUGGUGUCCGGUGCGGCUUCCGGUCAGGACAGGUUGGCUCAGGCCGCCCAGUCUUCUGCCAAAACCAUUACCCAGCUCACAGAUGUGGUCAAACUGGGAGCUGCCAGUAUUGGCUCUGAUGACCCUGAGACACAGGUGGUUCUGAUAAAUGCUAUCAAAGACGUGGCCAAGGCGCUGGCUGAGCUCAUUAGUGCCACCAAGUGUGCAGCAGGCAAGGCAGCAGACGAUCCGUCUAUGCACCAGCUAAAGGGCGCUGCCAAGGUGAUGGUUACCAACGUGACUUCCCUGCUGAAGACAGUCAAGGCUGUAGAGGACGAAGCCACUCGGGGCACCAGAGCACUGGAGUCCACCAUCGAGUGUAUCAAACAGGAAUUGGCGGUGUUUCAAUCCAGGGAUGCUCCCAUCAAGACGACCACACCUGAGGAGUUCAUUCGCAUGACUAAGGGAAUCACCAUGGCAACUGCUAAAGCAGUGGCUGCUGGGAACUCUGCCCGGCAAGAGGACAUCAUCCAUACAGCCAACCUCAGUCGCAAGGCUAUUUCCGACAUGCUCACCACCUGCAAGCAAGCGGCCUAUCAUCCAGAAGUCAGUGAGGAGGUGAAGAACAGAGCGCUGAUGUUCGGAUCCGAGUGUACAACUGGAUACAUUGACCUACUGGAACAAGUUCUAUUGGUCCUGCAAAAGCCCACUGCAGAUCAGAAGCAACAUCUGGCAGCUCGCUCCAAACGUGUGGCAGGAGCUGUCACAGAACUCAUCCAGACCGCUGAGGCCAUGAAAGAUGGAGGUUCAGAGUGGGUUGACCCCGAGGAUCCAACAGUGAUUGCAGAGACGGAGCUGCUCGGAGCAGCAGCAUCCAUUGAAGCGGCAGCAAAGAAGCUGGAGCAGCUCAAACCCCGAGCCAAGCCCAAGCAAGCUGAUGAGACACUGAACUUCGAAGAGCAGAUCCUAGAGGCUGCCAAGUCCAUCGCUGCAGCCACCAGCGCUUUGGUCAAAUCAGCGUCUGCUGCCCAGAGAGAGCUGGUGGCUCAGGGCAAAGUGGGCCUCAUCCCUGCCAACGCCGUGGACGAUGGACAGUGGUCCCAAGGGCUCAUCUCAGCUGCACGUAUGGUGGCGGCAGCGACCAGCAACCUGUGUGAGGCAGCCAACGCCUCGGUGCAAGGCCAUGCAAGCGAGGAGAAGCUCAUCUCUUCAGCCAAACAGGUGGCAGCCUCCACCGCCCAGCUGCUGGUAGCCUGUAAGGUGAAGGCUGACCAGGAUUCCGAGGCAAUGAGGAGACUACAGAUUGCCGGGAAUGCAGUGAAGAAGGCGUCAGACAAUUUGGUGCGGGCCGCUCAGAAGGCAGCGUUUGACAAAGCAGAUGAAGACAACGUAGUGGUCAAGACCAAGUUUGUGGGUGGAAUAGCACAGAUCAUUGCAGCCCAGGAGGAGAUGCUGAGAAAGGAGAGAGAGCUGGAAGAAGCCAGGAAGAAACUGGCUCAGAUCAGGCAGCAGCAGUACAAGUUCCUGCCCAGCGAACUACGAGAGGACAACAACUAAAUAGGACAUCUGUGUUUGUGUCCCUUUUUUACUGGCACACUUGGACAGGUAUGUGGCCAGCAGCAACUUCAGAUGUGUUGCGACUGAUCUAACAAAACAGGAAUGCCCAAGUCUGCAGUGAAUCCAAUUCACACGGAAAUAUUUUAAAGUCAUCUAUUUGCAAGUUUGAAAUACUACUGUAUGGAACGGACUACUUUCCCCAAAAAACUAUCAUAAAGAUUGUGGUGAUUCAACUGAA
This is a messenger RNA of Etheostoma cragini (Arkansas darter), 8109 nucleotides long. It is a transcript of the gene tln2a, whose product is annotated as talin 2a. The coding region runs from base 237 to 7871 and encodes 2544 amino acids. Gene Ontology annotation, biological process: cell-cell adhesion. Gene Ontology annotation, molecular function: structural constituent of cytoskeleton; integrin binding; actin filament binding. Lineage: Eukaryota; Metazoa; Chordata; Actinopteri; Perciformes; Percidae. Gene Ontology annotation, cellular component: cytoskeleton; plasma membrane; ruffle. The transcript has 59 exons. The record is from RefSeq and is a predicted model, not a curated record.